Messenger RNA from Calliphora vicina (urban bluebottle blowfly), 1803 nucleotides. RefSeq names its product sodium- and chloride-dependent neutral and basic amino acid transporter B(0+)-like. Gene Ontology annotation, cellular component: plasma membrane. Gene Ontology annotation, biological process: sodium ion transmembrane transport. The record is from RefSeq and is a predicted model, not a curated record. Gene Ontology annotation, molecular function: L-amino acid transmembrane transporter activity. NCBI's taxonomy places the organism in Eukaryota, Metazoa, Arthropoda, Insecta, Diptera, Calliphoridae.
AUGGUUUAUGAAAUAUCAUAUAUUCCCGAUAAAAAACGAGGCUUAUGGACGACAUCCAAUGAUUUUAUAUAUGCUGGCAUUGCUUUGGCAUUUCGUUUGGAUUUUUUCUCCAUGUCCUGGUUUUUCACCAUACAAUAUCGGGAUACUGCUAUGAUACCAUCCUAUCUAAUAGCAUUGGUACUAUUUUCAAUACCAAUGAUGGUAAUACAAUCGUUUUUGGGUCAAUUUUCAACCAGCAGUUAUAUAUCAGCAUUUCGUUUAAUACCUUUAUUUAAAGGUGUUGGUUAUAUAGCAUUAGCUAUCAAUUUAUGUGUGCUCGCAUACUAUAGUAUUUUUGCGGUGGUACCUUUGGUCUAUAUGUUCGCCUCUAUGCAGCCCACCUUGCCCUGGAGUUGUGAAGGUUUGAAGAAAUGGGCCACUGACUUAACUGAGGAAGAAGAGAUCAAUCUGUGUAAUAUACAAUUUCAAAAUGCUUCAGCUGAUUUGGAUGGAAAUAAAACCUUAUUUAAAAAUCUUAAUCAUUAUAUACCAUCUGUAUUGUAUUUUAAAACUCUUUUCCAUGAUCAAAAUUUAUUCAGAUAUGACUCUAUGGAGUUCACAAUAUCCUGGCAAUUGGUUUUGUAUUCCAUUUUAGUUUGGACCAUAGUUGCAGUUAUAAUUUAUAAAUUGUUUGAUACCGAAAAGCUAGGUCAAUUAAUUCGUUAUUCUGUAUGGAUUUUCGUUGGUUUAUUGGUCAUAUGUUUAACACGCUUCAGUUUUCUGCCUGGAGCCGGUUCCGUUUAUCAAAGGGUUUUUGCGCCAAAUUUUUGGGAUUAUAAAUCUAGUCUCAACAUGAUCCCAAUAUAUGGCUUAUCCGCCUCUGGCCCUGGUUGGGGUUUAAUAAUAACACUUUCAAGUUUUAAUAAAUUCAAAACAAACAUCAAGAAAUCAAGUUGGAUAAUUUGCUUGGGGCAAAUGUUUGUAAUUGUGGCACUAAGUUUAUUGACCCAUUUAACGGAAAGAUACUUUAAAGUAACAACUGAUAACAACUAUUAUUCACGUGUGGAGCGUGUUUCGUCUUUAUAUUUAGCCAGUGGCAGCGUUAUGACUCACAUGUUAUGGCCCAACUUAUGGUCUAUAUUAUACUAUUUCAUGAUGUUUUUGGGAGCUCUAUUAUUAAUUAUUAUACAAUUAAUUUCAAUUUUGACUACAAUAUUUGAUGAAUUUGCCACGUUGAGAAAACGUAAGAUGGAAAUUUGUAUGAUGAUUACCGCUGUCAUAGGAUUAUGUUCACUGUAUUUCACCUCAAAUCAUGGAAUUACCCAUUUUAACUCUCUCUCAGCGGGUUCCUACAUUACACAAAUCGCCCUAAAUCUAUUGUUGAUUCUAAUUGUUCUUUGGAUAUAUGGUCGCACCAAGUUGCAGCGUGACAUCAAAUUCAUGACAAAUAAACAUUUCUCAACCUGGCAAAUAAACAGUUUGAGAUUUGUGGUUCCACUGUUUAUGGCAUUUUCGUUGCAAACUGCUAUAUCAGUAGCAUCUCAUGAAUAUGAUAUCGCUGUUCCUGGUAUUCAGUUAAUUUCCAUGAUUUUUGUUGGUUUGCCCUGGAUGUUUAUUCCUCUAUAUGUCAUACGUUUCAUGUGUCAGAGUAUCGGUACAAUAAAACAACGCUUUCUGCGUUGUUGUCGCCCCAACGACUGGUAUCCGGUUGAUGCUGAGGAGCAGCAACGUUACGAGGAAGCAUUUGUCUUAACGCAUCAACUAAAUCAGCGGUCGGCAAUCAUGGCAACCAGUGGCCGCAUACUCAUACAAAUUAUCAAAUAA